Molecule: messenger RNA, 1919 nt
Organism: Morus notabilis
Lineage: Eukaryota; Viridiplantae; Streptophyta; Magnoliopsida; Rosales; Moraceae
Product: hydroxyproline O-galactosyltransferase HPGT1
Exons: 12
Coding region: 202-1236 (344 amino acids)
Cellular component (GO): Golgi membrane
Molecular function (GO): hexosyltransferase activity
Source: RefSeq, a predicted model, not a curated record
UUUACACUUACAGAAAUUUGCGCCAAACAAAAUACACUUUGAACACAAGCAAUUCAACCACCAAUCUCUCUCUCUCUCUUUCUCAAUCAUUCAAAUCAGAAAAAGUAGAUCUAAGAACCUUUAGUUGAAGAUUCAAUUCAAUUCAUCUUCUGGAAAUAAAGAAGAAGAAGAAGAAGAAAAUUCUGGAAUCUGUAGACGAAAAUGCAGAGCAGAGGGUCGAGUGCCAGGCUUUCGGGCAUGGCAUUUCGAUCCCGAGUCCCGACUCUCUUGCUCUCCAUGUUCGCGACCUUCGCUUCCAUCUAUGUCGCCGGCCGAUUAUGGCAGGACGCGCAAAAUAGAGUUUAUUUGAUUAAGGAGCUUGAUAAGAUUACUGGUCAGGGUCAAUCUGCGAUAUCAGUGGACGAUACAUUGAAAAUCAUAGCCUGCAGGGAACAACUCAAGAAAUUAUCAGCCCUUGAGAUGGAGUUGGCUGCAGCUAGACAAGAAGGUUUUACUUCAAAGCGCACAGAGACUACAUAUACUAAUGAUGCUAAGUCUAAAAAGAGGCCUCUAGUAGUUGUUGGAAUCCUGACAAAGUUUGGCCGCGACAAAAAUAGAGACGCAAUUCGUAAGGCAUGGAUGGGAACUGGUGCAGCUUUGAAAAAACUGGAGAAUGAAAAAGGAAUAAUUGCACGAUUUGUCAUUGGAAGAAGUGCAAACCGUGGCGACCAAUUCGACAGGGCCAUUGACAAUGAAAAUAGGAAAACUAAUGACUUUAUCAUUCUCGAUAAACAUGUGGAGGCACCUGAGGAAUUUCCGAAGAAGGCUAAACUGUUCUUUGCUCAUGCUGCAGAUAAAUGGGAUGCUGAGUUUUAUGCUAAAGUCAAUGAUGACGUUUAUGUAAAUAUUGAUGCUCUGGGAGCUACUCUAGCAACUCAUUUGGACAAACCUCAUGUUUAUAUUGGCUGCAUGAAAUCAGGCGAAGUUUUCUCUGAACCGGGCCAGAAGUGGUAUGAACCAGAUUGGUGGAAAUUCGGCGAUAAAAGAUCAUAUUUCCGCCAUGCUUCAGGUGAGAUGUAUGUCAUAUCACAAGCUUUGGCUAAAUUUAUAUCAAUAAAUAGAUCUAUCCUCCGAACGUAUGCCCAUGAUGAUGUGAGUGCUGGAUCUUGGUUCAUCGGGCUUGAUGUCAAACAUGUUGAUGAAGGGAAGUUUUGCUGCUCAUCCUGGUCCUCAGGAGCUAUAUGUGCUGGCGUUUGAUUUGAUUUUCAUUGGGAUUGUUUGGAGAAAGAAUAAACAGAGUUCUCUUUGAAGAUACCAUUACCAUUCAUCAUUCAACAUCUCUUACUAAUUUGCGCUUCGCUUCACGAGGAAUCGUGGUUCUUGAGGAAUGUUGAUUCUGGGCGUCUAGCACAUCAGACACAUGAAAUCUGAUGAAAAUAGCUUCAUUCAACACCGGGACAGAGUACGGUUAGGAGGAUUGGAGUAUCUACAAUGGUCUCAAUAUAUUCAACGUAGGUCAACUAUACAAGUAUAGAAAUACUAAUUGUCGAGGUCGUCCUUUCGUGUCGUGAUGUAUUUUCCGAACAUCAUUUUGUCCCCGAGUUUAUUCCAUACUAAUGAAAUAGGAAGGUGAUUCUUUUUCAUUUAACUCAAAGUCCCGGUUUGCUUUAGUUGUUUAUGGCACGAUCCUUUCUUUGCAUUCUUAUGUUCGUAAUGUCGGAUUUCCCAAAUCUCGAGUUUAAAUUCAAACAAUUGUCCAAUAUAUGAUCACUUCUUUGCGAUUAGAGACCUGUGGUAUUUCCAAACAAAUCUACUUUCAUACUUCGAAAACUAUCCUGAUGAUCAGUACUGAAAUGCUCGUGUUUAUCGACAACAUUGAUGCGUUUGGGGCUUAUGGUUCGAUGCGUAAAACUUUUUACAAGUUAAUUUUGGUUUUUUUU